Penicillium angulare is the source of this 450-nucleotide messenger RNA. RefSeq lists its product as uncharacterized. The record is from RefSeq and is a predicted model, not a curated record. NCBI's taxonomy places the organism in Eukaryota, Fungi, Ascomycota, Eurotiomycetes, Eurotiales, Aspergillaceae. The transcript has a single exon. The coding region runs from base 1 to 450 and encodes 149 amino acids.
AUGUCGGAUUAUCUCUUCAACGGCGAGUCUCCUGACUCGUAUCGAAGCUCUCUAGAACCGCCCGCAGUUGACGAUUCCCGAGUUAGGAUCGAGGGGUGCAUGAUGGCCCUUUUGGAUGGCGACAAUUCUCGCCGUAUCGGCCUAUCGACGCCCGCGGAGCAAGGCGAUAACCGUCCCGGGAAAUCCGAUGCGACGACAGAAAGAGUCGUCAACUCCAACGUCCAGCUGUCGGGAUCUCUCUUUGAGGAUUCCGGAAUGCCGGAAGACGUCUUCAUGGCUGUCAUCGAUGCUUACUAUCAAUAUUGUCAUAACCAGCCCUACUCCUUCUUUCAUGAGGAGAACUUUCGGCAACGCCUGCGAGCGCAAAUGCUUGCAAAACAUCUAGUCCUGACCGUCGUGGCGACGGCCGUCAGAUUCUGUCCUGUCAUAUCACCCUGUAUAUAUAGGUGA